AAAAUCAAAUUCUUUGGUCAGUUUUAGUCGUCAAUUUGACGAGUUGAGAGGAAAAAUAUUUAAAAAUGUUUGUUAAUAAAUUUGCAAUUUUGGUGAUUUUAGUGAAGUUUUCGGAAUCUCAAUUUUAUUUUGGAACAACGCCAAGUCCUAGUUAUAAUCCAUAUCAAUAUACUGCGUACAAUCCAUACACAACUUAUAAUCCAUAUAAUCAAUAUCCGUACAAUAAUCAAUACAAUCCAUAUUAUAACUACUCAUUCCCAUCUGGAAUCGUCACAGGAAGUCAGUGCAUAUGUGUGACAUCUGGUUCCUGUAAUCGAGCAAAUGGAAGCUUCUUUGUCACAACUGAUGGAUCGGGUUUGAUUGAUAUUCGUCUUCUUAAUUCCGGAGGUUAUUAUUCAUCCUCAUCAACAUCUGUUUAUACAACACCUGCUUCAACAGGAAUAACAUUAAGUGUGUCAUCUCAGUCAUCAUGUCAGUCUGGUCUAGAUUUAUGCUGCGUAUCAUCAUCUUAUACAUGCGGAGUUCGAUUUCCUCCUGUUGUAGGUGCAGCAACUACUGUCACUGGUCAAGCUCCAUAUGGAAGUUUUCCUUGGUUUGCUUUGAUUCUUCAACAAAGUACAAGCACGUACGUUGCAUCUGGUGUGCUAAUCGAUCAAAGACAUGUCCUGACAGUUGCUCAUAAGAUUUCUACUUAUGCAUCAACACCAUACUCCCUUAAAGUGAGACUAGGCGAAUGGACGAUCGGGGGAUCAAAACCAAUAAAUUUCAUGGAAUUUAAUGUUAUUCGAGCAUUUACACAUUACGCAUUCAAUCCUAAUUCAUUAGUAAAUAGUAUGGCGAUUCUAAGAGUCAGCCCAGAUGUUCCAUUAGGUUUGACUCCCACCAUCGCAACGGCUUGUCUAUCUACAACUUUAAUCAGAUCCGCUCGAUGUUGGGUUGCUGGCUACGGGCAAGGAGCGUUUGGAAGUACAUCAACUCAAAGUAUUUUACAGCAAGUUGAGGUUCCAUUGGUUGACCAAACAACAUGUCAGAAUCAGCUGAGAACUACGAGACUUGGCACUGGAUUUAUAUUGGAUCCCACGAGCUUCUUAUGUGCCGGUGGGAUUAGUGGACGUGAUGCAUGCACAGGUGACGGAGGUUCGGGUCUAAUGUGUCACAACAAUGGUCAGUGGUAUGUUGUUGGACUUGUUGCUUGGGGUAUCGGAUGUGGUGCUCAAAGUAUACCCGGUGUCUAUAUGAAUGUGACAAAUUACAUCAGCUGGAUUCAGUCAACGACAGUUCAAGCUUAAGGGAUUUAUACUAAUUUAUUUUGCUCACAGGAAUUAUAAUUGAUUUUUUU
Messenger RNA from Chironomus riparius, 1339 nucleotides. The record is from the annotation of a GenBank genome assembly. Lineage: Eukaryota; Metazoa; Arthropoda; Insecta; Diptera; Chironomidae.